This is a messenger RNA of Aspergillus oryzae RIB40, 915 nucleotides long. Its product is annotated as alpha/beta hydrolase. Lineage: Eukaryota; Fungi; Ascomycota; Eurotiomycetes; Eurotiales; Aspergillaceae. The coding region runs from base 1 to 915 and encodes 304 amino acids. The record is from RefSeq and is a predicted model, not a curated record. The transcript has 2 exons. Gene Ontology annotation, molecular function: hydrolase activity.
AUGUCCAUCACGAUCUGCCCGAACAAGGUUUCGCCAUCUGUCCUAGCGGCGCGUGAAGAGCUUAAUCGAGCUCUGGAAGCCAAGUAUAGUGAGACCAGACAAUGGUACGAGUACCCCAGCCCUGCCGACUACAGACGUGCAGAGCUCGAUGGGACGGCGGGGUUCGCGAAGCCAAUUUUUGACUCGGAAGCCAUUGAUUUCUUUCUCCCUUCAAGCCACGGCGACCAUUCAAUCCCCUUGAGGCAAUUUAUACCCAAGGGAAAGGGUUCUAAAGGUGUUUUCUUGCACUUUCAUGGAAUUGACUAUCGCAAAGCACCCGAGGAUCCUUUUCCCGCGCCCCUAGAUGAUGCCAUUGAUGCUGCGCUCUUUGCUUUGUCCCCAGAUGGGGAACACAAACUUCAAGGCCCGCUCACCAUCAUAGGUGGUGAGUCUGCUGGUGCCUAUCUCAGCGUAUGGGUUACCCUGGAACUUCGCCGCCGAGGAAUAGAUGUCAUGAGUCGCAUCAAGGGCUUGGUGGCCUCGUAUGGAAUCUAUGACUUGACCUAUCUCCCGUCUGUCAGGAAUUAUUGCCGCCGUCUGGUGCUCAGUAAUGAGGACACGCCGCGCUUCAUUGAUACAGCAUUACCAAAGGACGUGUUUCCACUAGAUGUCCGAAAACAGCCUCACCUAUCGCCGUUAUAUGCUGAUCUGAAGGGCUUACCUCCCGCUUUGUUCCUCGUUGGCUCUGAGGACCCACUCCUUGAUGACUCUGUGUUUUUGGCCACAAAGUGGGGGAUGGCCGAGAAUGAAACAUCCUUGAAGAUUAUCCCAGCCGCGUUCCACGGCUUUACGUUGUUUUCUAUUGGCGAGAUGGCCGAUGAGGGCAUUAGCGAGAUUGUCAAUUUUGUGUCUGCCCUGUUAGAUGUCAAGGACUAG